Mucor velutinosus is the source of this 1359-nucleotide messenger RNA. RefSeq lists its product as uncharacterized. Gene Ontology annotation, cellular component: endoplasmic reticulum membrane. Gene Ontology annotation, molecular function: phosphatidate cytidylyltransferase activity. The record is from RefSeq and is a predicted model, not a curated record. Bases 1 to 1359 code for a protein of 452 amino acids. NCBI's taxonomy places the organism in Eukaryota, Fungi, Mucoromycota, Mucoromycetes, Mucorales, Mucoraceae. The transcript has 5 exons.
AUGGCACCCAAACGUAGAUCAGCGUCUGCAAAGGAGCAAAAGAAACCAAACUCUUCAAACUCGCCUACCACAGAGAAAGUAGAUGUUGAUAUGCCUACCACAACCGAAGAAGCACCUCCAAUUCUCUUGGCAGCAGAAAUACCAAGCAAAAAAUGGCAAAAUUGGUGGAUCCGUACGAUUACUACAUUAAUCAUGAUUGCAGCAUUCUUCGUUGUUCUCGCAUCUGGUUAUAUUUGGUCCAUUGUUAUGGUGAUGAUCAUCACCGUACUGGUUUACAGAGAGGUUAUAUCGAUUGCAUACCACUCAGCGAAAGGUAAUCUGCGAUGGUUCAAGACAAUGAGCUGGUACUAUUUGAUCACAACCGAGUACUUCUUGUACGGCGAAUCCAUCAUUUACUACUUUAAAGAGAUUGUUAUGGUGGACGCGUUUCUCCUUCCAUUUGCUACCCAUCAUCGAUUCAUCAGUUUCAUUCUCUACGUCAUUGGGUUUGUAUUCUUUGUCAUGAACUUGAAGAAGGGACAAUACAGAUCUCAAAUGUCUCAAUUUGGCUGGACUCAUAUGGCCAUCUUUCUCAUUGUCUUCCAAGCUCACUUCAUUGUGGAUAAUAUCUUGGAGGGUUUGAUCUGGUUUGUAUUGCCUGCUGCACUAGUUGUCUGCAAUGACAUCUUUGCAUACGUUUGUGGGUUCUUUUGGGGCAAAACCCCUCUUAUUCAACUUAGUCCCAAAAAGACUGUUGAAGGAUUUGUUGGCGGCAUGUUCUUUACACUCAUCUUUGGUUUCCUUGCUACAACUCUUUUAAUGAGAUUUGAUUAUAUGACAUGUCCUGUUCAAGAUCUCGGUGCAUCUGCAUGGUCUAAUGUCUCUUGUGAACCCAAAAAUCCCGUAUUCACUGCUGCACCUUGGGAAAUGCCCUCGUUGUUCCGUUAUCUGAUCAAAUACACUACCACUGUGGAUGUUACAGAAGUAUGGAUUGCUCCUGUUCAAUUACAUGCCAUCGUCAUGGCAUGUUUUGCUUCAUUGAUUGCUCCUUUCGGUGGAUUCUUUGCCAGUGCAGUAAAGAGAGCUUUCAAGAUUAAGGAUUUUGGACACAGUAUUCCUGGACAUGGCGGAUUAACUGACAGAUGUGAUUGUCAGUUUUUGAUGGGCUUGUUUGCAUACAUGUAUUAUCAAAGCUUUAUCAAGAUGUAUAAUGUUUCUGUGGGAACCAUCUUGGCUCUGGUCGUCAAUAAUCUGUCAUCAAAGGAACAAGUUGAACUAUUAGAAAGACUUCAAACUUACUUGGCAAAUCAAGAUCACUUGGCUAGCCAAAUUGAGGCUGUCGUGUCAAAAGCUCAAAAUUUACUGUCUGGCACGGCUUAA